UCUGCAGCCCUGGAUUUACUAACAAAACAGCUGAUUGGACGCCUCGAAAAGAAACAGUGGAAAUCUUAAUAUAGUGUUUAAAAAUGCAUUUAAUUGUUAUUAUUAAAUAGUACAAAGUAAAAAAAGUUAAUGCGUCGCCUGUUCACAUUGGCCAACAUCCAAAUAAUGUCGAAGAACAAAGGAAAAGCCAAGGCAACUGGCGAGGCAACAAAAUCAACUCCGGCCAAAGAGGAAGCCGGUCCGAUUACAGUGGACAAAACAGGCAAUAUAUGCAUACAAAUUCUGGCCAAGCCGGGUGCCAAGCAGAAUGGAAUCACAGGAAUCGGAUUGGAGGGCGUGGGUGUUCAAAUAGCCGCUCCGCCCAGCGAAGGUGAGGCCAACGCAGAGCUGGUCAAGUUCCUCUCGAAAGUACUUGGCCUGCGAAAGAGCGACGUGUCGUUAGACAAGGGAUCUCGGUCUCGGAACAAGAUAAUACUCAUCAGCAAAGGAGCCAGCACCGUGGAGGCCAUUGAGGAGUUGUUAAGAAAGGAAUCGGAAUCAUAGAUAAUAGAUUUA
This is a messenger RNA of Drosophila serrata, 555 nucleotides long. Its product is annotated as UPF0235 protein C15orf40 homolog. Gene Ontology annotation, cellular component: cytoplasm. The record is from RefSeq and is a predicted model, not a curated record. Lineage: Eukaryota; Metazoa; Arthropoda; Insecta; Diptera; Drosophilidae.